UAAAAUAAUUGUGGUUAAAUCAUGUGAUGUUGGCCUCCCUCUCUGUCCCACUCUUUCUCCUUCUCUGUUACACUCUCAUUUCACCUUUCUUUUACCGACUUCGACUUACUUAACUCUUAUCUAUAAUGUGAGAGAGCUGCGGAUAUUUUCUCUCAUUAUUUAUUGUUCCAUUUUCCCUGCUUCUUGCUUAUUUUGUGGAGGCACUAACAUACACUGUUGGGAAGACUUCUAAUAAUUGGGAAAAAGUUGGGUGCAUUUUAUUACUUUGGGGGUUUUUGAUUUAUGAUUUAGAUGUUUUCGUGUAGCACUGGUUCAAGGAAGCUCUAGUUUCAUUCAAUUUCAAUGGAUCCUAGCUGUGGGAAUUGCUGGUCCAAUCCAAAGAAGGAUUCUUGGAAGGCCACUCUGCUACUAGCUUACCAGAGUCUCGGUGUAGUGUACGGGGACCUCAGCAUUUCGCCUCUCUACGUGUACAAGAGCACGUUUGCGGAGGAUAUUCAUCACUCCGAGACAAAUGAAGAGAUAUUUGGGGUUCUUUCCUUUGUGUUUUGGACACUAACCCUUGUCCCCUUGUUCAAAUAUGUUUUCAUAGUUCUUCGAGCUGAUGACAAUGGAGAAGGUGGUACUUUUGCUUUGUAUUCCUUGAUAUGCAGGCACGCGAAAGUUAGCCUUCUCCCCAACCAGCAAGUUGCUGAUGAAGCUCUCUCUACGUAUAUACUCGAGCCACCUCCAACAACAAAGAACAGUUCAAGGGUGAAAGCGGUGCUAGAGAAUCAUAAGUCCUUGCACGUUGCUUUACUAAUUCUGGUUCUACUUGGCACUUGUAUGGUCAUUGGGGAUGGUCUGCUAACUCCAGCCAUAUCUGUUUUUUCUGCUGUUUCUGGUCUUGAAUUAUCGAUGUCUAAGGAUCAUCACCAAUAUGCUAUGGUACCGAUUACUUGCUUCAUAUUAGUGUGCCUAUUUGCUUUACAACACUACGGCACCCAUCGAAUUGGGUUCUUCUUUGCGCCAAUAGUCCUUACUUGGUUGUUAUGCAUAAGUGCGCUCGGCCUGUAUAAUAUUUUCCACUGGAAUCAUCAUGUAUAUCAAGCACUUUCCCCGUCUUAUAUGAUAAAGUUUUUGAAGAAGACUAGAAAAGGAGGGUGGAUGUCUUUGGGUGGAAUACUUUUGUGCAUAACAGGUUCUGAAGCAAUGUUUGCUGAUCUUGGCCAUUUCUCACAUGCAGCAAUUCAGAUAGCGUUCACCUUUUUGGUUUAUCCAGCACUAAUAUUGGCAUACAUGGGACAAGCAGCUUACCUAUCGAGACACCAUCAUACAAUUCAUAAGAUUGGCUUUUAUGUUUCUGUUCCAGAAAGUGUAAGGUGGCCAGUACUUGUGGUGGCAAUACUAGCUUCAGUUGUGGGCAGUCAGGCGAUCAUCAGCGGAACUUUCUCUAUCAUCAACCAGAGUCAGUCACUCGGUUGUUUUCCGAGGGUCAAGGUGAUUCACACCUCGGAUAAGAUACACGGUCAGAUAUACAUACCCGAGAUCAACUGGCUGCUGAUGAUCCUCUGCAUUGCAGUAACCAUUGGAUUCAGAGACAUAAAACACAUGGGAAAUGCAUCGGGGCUGGCUGUAAUGGCAGUGAUGCUGGUAACCACUUGCCUAACGUCGUUAGUAAUCAUCCUUUGUUGGCACAAACCUCCACUGGUGGCUUUGUGUUUCCUGCUCUUCUUCGGAUCCAUCGAGCUGCUUUACUUCUCUGCUUCCCUCAUCAAAUUCCUCGAAGGUGCAUGGCUUCCCAUCUUGCUCGCGCUCUUCCUGGUCACCAUCAUGUUCGUUUGGCACUACACCACAGUAAAGAAAUACGAGUACGAUCUCCACAACAAGGUUUCGCUAGAAUGGCUUCUAGCCCUGGGUCCGAGCCUGGGCAUCGCUCGCGUCCCAGGCGUUGGCCUUGUGUUCACCGAUCUCACUUCCGGCAUCCCCGCCAACUUCUCACGUUUCGUGACCAACCUCCCGGCCUUCCACCGCGUGCUCGUCUUCGUAUGCAUAAAAUCAGUGCCGGUGCCGUACGUGCCCCCGGCAGAGCGGUAUCUAGUCGGCCGUGUGGGCCCGGCAGCUCACCGUUCGUAUAGGUGCAUUGUCCGUUACGGGUACCGGGACGUCCACCAGGACGUGGACUCAUUCGAGUCAGAGCUCGUGAGUAGGUUGUCAGAGUUCAUCCGGUACGACUGGUACAAGGCGCAUGGCGGCAUCAUAGAUGUGCGCAAGGACGAGGAAGAGGAGGAGGGCGCGGGAUCAACGAGCGAGUGCAGGCUGGCAGUGAUUGGCACGGUGCCAUUGUCGGCGUUUGAAAUGGAGGACGAGACGGAGCCGGCGAGCGUCUCGGUUGGGUUCCAGACGGUGGACAGCGUGAGCGAUAUAGUCGAGAUAGGGGUGCCGGAGAGAAGGGUUCGGUUCGCGGUGGACGAGGGGUGCGAAACGGAGAUGGAGAUGCUGGUGCAGGAGGAGGUGCGGGAUCUGUAUGAAGCACAGCAAGCAGGGAUAGCAUUCAUUUUAGGGCAUUCGCAUGUUCGGGCAAAACAAGGGUCGUCGGUGUGGAAGAGAUUGGCUAUCAAUUUGGGGUAUAAUUUCCUGCGAAGAAACUGUAGGGGAGCGGACGUGUCUCUCAAGGUACCUCCUGCAUCGCUUCUUGAGGUUGGCAUGGUUUAUAUUGUUUGAGAUAUUGUAAAACUUGAGGGCUUUUAGAUUCUCUCUCUCUCUCUUAGUACAUUCCAGUAGAUGCAGAUUUUGUUAAGUUGGAUUCAGUCAUACAAGAAGACAAUUGAUAAAGAUUGUCUAAUUUUAGAA
Salvia hispanica is the source of this 2829-nucleotide messenger RNA. It is a transcript of the gene KT2, whose product is annotated as potassium transporter 2. Gene Ontology annotation, molecular function: potassium ion transmembrane transporter activity. The record is from RefSeq and is a predicted model, not a curated record. Lineage: Eukaryota; Viridiplantae; Streptophyta; Magnoliopsida; Lamiales; Lamiaceae. Gene Ontology annotation, biological process: potassium ion transmembrane transport. Gene Ontology annotation, cellular component: plasma membrane.